CGCAGACGGCGCAAUAGCCACUGCAAAGUUUGUUUUUGUUUACCGAAGGAAAAAGUUCUCAGUUGGCAAAUAUUUAUAUUAAUUGUUUUAAAAUUAAAAAUGGUCAUUUUAUCUUUUUAUCUCAGGUUUAUUUCAUAAGUUCAAGAAAGAAAAAGUUAACGAUGAGAACACUGCAGUACAUCUGCAAAACUUCAUUUUCGGUCUUGAAAUAUGAACGUUUUUCUCCAACUUUUAUUCAUUCAAAUGCCACAAUGUUUACUUGCAGCUCUUUAUUUAAGAAUUCAAGGAAAGAAGAUCACUCAACUGAUGCUCAGGCUUGUGUUAAACCAUUCAGUGAAAAUGAUGACAAUACCUGGAUUGGUCCACCUCAUCCGAUAUCAAAUUUAAGAUCUCACGUGUUUCCAAAAUCAGAGAAAUUCUCUGAUGAUGAAAAACAUUUUUAUUCAAAAGCUUUAGAAAUUCACUCUUGGAACCAACAGUAUUGGGAAAAUCACAAUAAAGAUUUUGAACAGUCUAAGAAAUCAUACAUUGACAAAGUUUCCAAGAAAAAGAAACUUGAGAAAAUCGUAUCUUUGACAGCAGAAGAAAUGUCACAUUUUUAUAAAGAGUUUUUGGACAGAAACCAUAAGAAACACAUCUCAUACAACUGGGCAUGGUACAGAAAAAAUUUUUACUUAUUAUUUUUAGCUGCAAAAGCAAAUAUUUCAAAAUUAAGAAGAUUAGUGAGAAAUAGUUGAUUCCUUGUUAGCAAAUUAUAUUAUUUUGUGCAAUAAAAGUAUAUUUAUUGUUU
This is a messenger RNA of Uloborus diversus, 790 nucleotides long. It is a transcript of the gene Coa8, whose product is annotated as COA8 family protein CBG23705, mitochondrial-like. Bases 162 to 737 code for a protein of 191 amino acids. Gene Ontology annotation, cellular component: mitochondrion. The transcript has 4 exons. Gene Ontology annotation, biological process: intrinsic apoptotic signaling pathway. The record is from RefSeq and is a predicted model, not a curated record. Lineage: Eukaryota; Metazoa; Arthropoda; Arachnida; Araneae; Uloboridae.